Messenger RNA from Suncus etruscus (white-toothed pygmy shrew), 2350 nucleotides. RefSeq names its product septin 7 (gene SEPTIN7). The coding region runs from base 1 to 1359 and encodes 452 amino acids. Lineage: Eukaryota; Metazoa; Chordata; Mammalia; Eulipotyphla; Soricidae. The record is from RefSeq and is a predicted model, not a curated record. The transcript is spliced from 13 exons. Gene Ontology annotation, cellular component: septin ring; septin complex; microtubule cytoskeleton. Gene Ontology annotation, biological process: cilium assembly; cytoskeleton-dependent cytokinesis. Gene Ontology annotation, molecular function: molecular adaptor activity; GTP binding; GTPase activity.
AUGUGGUCUGUCUUUGUGGAAAUGGUCACGAUUUCCUUUGAGCACUGGGGUAAUUCUGGAGCUUGCUGGUUGGCUGGUUUCUGGGCCUUGACAGCUGCCGCCUUGAAUACAGCAGUUGGAGGCAUUCACGUGUUCGUGCAAACCUGGAAAGGGCUGGUUGGUAGCAAGGAGCGGUCUUGUUUAACAGUUCCUCUCUUAUCCCUGUCUCUUCUAGGUGAAUCUGGACUGGGGAAAUCAACAUUAAUCAACUCAUUAUUCCUCACAGAUUUGUAUUCUCCAGAAUAUCCGGGUCCUUCUCAUAGGAUAAAAAAGACUGUACAGGUGGAACAGUCCAAAGUUUUGAUCAAAGAAGGUGGUGUUCAGCUGCUACUCACAAUAGUUGAUACACCAGGAUUUGGAGAUGCCGUGGACAAUAGUAAUUGCUGGCAGCCUGUAAUUGACUACAUUGACAGUAAAUUUGAGGACUACUUAAAUGCAGAAUCUCGAGUGAACAGACGUCAGAUGCCUGAUAGCAGGGUGCAGUGUUGUUUAUACUUCAUCGCUCCUUCAGGACAUGGACUUAAACCUUUGGAUAUUGAAUUUAUGAAGCGUUUGCAUGAAAAAGUGAAUAUCAUCCCACUUAUUGCCAAAGCAGAUACACUCACGCCAGAGGAAUGCCAACAGUUUAAAAAACAGAUAAUGAAAGAAAUCCAAGAACAUAAAAUUAAAAUAUAUGAAUUUCCAGAAACAGAUGAAGAAGAAGAAAAUAAGCUUGUUAAAAAGAUAAAGGACCGUUUACCUCUUGCUGUGGUUGGUAGUAAUACUAUCAUUGAAGUUAAUGGCAAAAGGGUCAGGGGAAGACAGUAUCCUUGGGGUAUUGCUGAAGUUGAAAAUGGUGAGCACUGUGAUUUUACAAUUCUAAGAAAUAUGUUGAUAAGAACACACAUGCAGGACUUAAAAGAUGUUACUAAUAAUAUACACUAUGAAAACUAUCGAAGCAGAAAACUGGCAGCUGUGACUUACAAUGGAGUUGAUAAUAAUAAGAAUAAAGGGCAGCUUACCAAGAGUCCUCUUGCACAAAUGGAAGAAGAAAGAAGGGAACAUGUGGCUAAGAUGAAAAAGAUGGAGAUGGAGAUGGAACAGGUGUUUGAGAUGAAAGUAAAAGAAAAAGUUCAAAAACUGAAGGACUCUGAAGCUGAGCUCCAACGGCGCCACGAGCAAAUGAAAAAGAAUUUGGAAGCACAGCACAAAGAAUUAGAAGAAAAACGUCGCCAGUUUGAAGAUGAGAAAGUAAACUGGGAAGCUCAACAACGAAUUUUAGAACAACAGAACUCUUCAAGAACCUUGGAAAAGAACAAGAAGAAAGGGAAGAUCUUUUAAGCCCUCUGUUGACCACCAGUUAUGUAUUAGUUGCCAAUAUGCCAGCUUGGACAUCAGUGUUUGUUGGAUCCGUUGACCAAUUUGCACCAGUUUUAUCCAUAAUGAUGGAUUUAACAGCAUGACAAAAAUCUUAUUUUUUUGUUGUUCUUGAUGGAAAUUAAAAUGCCUUGAAUUGUUUAGGGUAUUGUGUACUUAGAAACUAACAGCUCUAAGUACCUUUCCUACAUUUUUUUUAACAUGUCUUCAAUUUAAUGCAAGAAACAUUUUACUGUUGUACAAUAAUGUUCUGGUGGUUUGAUUGUUUACAGGAUAUUACAAAAUUAAAGGACUCUGAAAGGUUUUUAUUGAGGAUAAAUUGCCAUAUUAUGAUGCAAACUAUGCUUCUCUAUGAUAAUUAUAAUACAAAGGUUCCAUUCAAUGCAGCGUAUACAAUAAUGUAAUUUAGUCUAACACAGUUGACCCUAUUUUUGACACUUCCAUUGUUUAAAUAUACACAUGGAAAAAAAAAAACCUAUAUGCUUACAAUGCACCUAGAGCUUUUCUAUAACAACUUUUUGUUGUUGUUUGUUUUGGAUUCUUUAAAUAUAUAUUAUUCUCAUUUUAGUGCCCUCUGUAGCCAGAAUUUUAUUAUUGCUUCAUUUUUGUAAUAACAUUUUAUUUAGGUAUUUUCCAUAUAUUGGCCCUGCUAAAAUAGAUAUAGCAUCAUUCAUAUUGUAGGAACCAACAAGGAAACUUUCCUUUAAUUCCCUUUUUUCACUUUAUGGUAAGUAGAAGGGGGGCAAUGCAUUUAUAGAUUCUUUCUAGGCAAAUUGUGAAGCUAAUGACCAACCUGUUUCUACCUAUGUGCAGUGUCUUUAUUUUACUAGAAAUGAGACUCAUGCCUCUUACAAAGAACAAAAAGUCACCAUCCUGCAUUUAGCUGUAUUCAUAUAUGCAUUUCUGUAUUUUUUGUUUGUAUUGUAAAAAAUUCGCAUAAUAAACAAUGUGAUGU